UCACCUAGUGAUUACAGUUCAGAAUACCAAGAUUGAUGCAGUGAGUUGCGUGUUCGUGACCCGCAUCGAGCUGUGAAUGUUCUGCGAUGUAAAGAAUCGGCAACAGUUUUUAUGGCACAAUCAACACUAACACCGCUAUACUACACUAUUUGGCAUUAUAUUCAAUUAUGACUUAAUGUAUUAAUUCAUCACCUCAUAGCGAUGGAAGUUAUUCUAGAAACGUAUCGAAAAAAUUUAUUCCCAUAGGUGAUAAAUAUACAUUUCGCCAUGUCGGAGAGAACGCCACUAACAUCAAAUGACGCAGAGGAAGAUGAAGCUCAACGCGGUAACGAAAUGGAUAUCGAUAAAGCCAUUGUAAGCGGCAACGUGGAGGAAGUGGAAAGACUUAUUACUGAAAGCUCCGACCCAGACUCAAUGAUCAGAGACAAAAAAUUGCUUCACAAAACUUUAUCGUUUGGGAAGCGAAAGCUUUUCGUAGUCCUGAAUGUUCUGUUAAAGCAUGCUUCGCUGGAAACUCUCAAACAGAUAUACGAAAACGAUAAAACAGUUCUUCACAUUGCUGUAGAAAAAGGCCACGAUCGCUGCUGCGAAUCAAUUCUCAAGAAAAACAAGGCCAUGCUUACUUCUGUAGAUAAAGAAGGUGAUACACCUCUCCAUUACGCUGCUAAACUUGGUCAGACGAAGGUAUGUAUGAAAAUACGUGCAUAUUUAACUCCAGAAGUCAUCAACCAACAAAAUGCAAAGAACUUUACCUCACUACACUUUGCAGCGCGAGAAAAAAGGCAUGAUAUUAUGAAGAUCUUAUUGGAAAAAGGGGGAGAUCCGAGAAUGACCACUGAGCAAGGCUAUACCCCACUUCAUUUUGCCGCUCGUUGCGGAUCACUGGACUGCGUCACUCAGCUGCUCGCGACUCAAACCUGUUCCGAAGACGAAAAGGAAUACGUAAACAUGCAGACUGAACAACUAAAGACUGCUUUGAUGUUCGCUGCGCAGUCCGGCUUCGCAACGAUAUGCAAGAAACUUUCUGCUACAGAUGUCACAAUUUCCGACGUUGGCGGAAAAACAGCUCUUCAUUUUGCGGCAACCAAAGAUUGCAUUCCUGUGGUACAGUUUCUCGUUGAUGAGCUAGGUGCUGAUUGUUGCCAAGAAGACGACAAAAAGCAAUGGCCCCUGGAGAUUUCAGUGACCAAAAAAAAUGAUAAAUGUUUCAAUUUUUUCCUGCAAAAGAUUCCUGCUGAAAAAUUAGUUGACAAUGUCAUCGAGAAACUUCUUAAAUUGGCUGCUGGCAGUUCACUAAAGUGUCUCCGACAUAUGGCUGAGCGGCAAAAAUUUCAUAGACAUUUAGAAAAUUUCAAAGAUGACAAAAAAAAUAACUUGUUACACCUCACAAUUGCAAACAAGAGCUACGCUACAGCAAAGCAAUUGCUGGAAAAUGUUCCAUUUGAUAGGCUUGCGAUUAAUGAAGAUGAAGAGACACCACUACACUUGUUGGCGAAGCAGUCCACAGCCUGCUUGAACUGCCACGAAGAAGAUAUACAGUGGGUAACUCGAUAUCUGUUGCGGAACGCACAUGAAAUAGUCAACUUGCCUAAUAAAAAGGGGGAAACUCCUCUGCACUUGGCAGCUCAAUCUGGAAAUUUAGAAAUUCUCAAAUCGCUUCAUCACAAAGACCCAGAAAUCCUCAAAGCUUCUAAGCAAGGCCUAACCGCUCUCCAUUACGCAGCCCAACAAGGUCACGCUGAUUGUCUUAAAUUGCUCCUCCGUUCUCUGAAAGCCGCCGAUUUUGCGAAGCUACGUGAAAUUCACAUACACCCGUUGCAUUUGGCAUCAAAAAAUGGACACUUAGAGUGUUGUAAACUGCUUACUAAUUACACAGGGAGUGAAGACGGCACAGAUAAAACGCUAUUUUCCCUCGACCAAGGCGGCAAUUAUCCCUUGGACCAUGCGUUCAAAGGCAAGCAUGCUGAGCUCUUCCAUUUUAUGCUCUGCAAAAUGAAAUUCAAUAAGAAGCAUGAAAAACUAUCCGGCCGUUUGCACCACUACUUUGAAAAAUGUUUACGAGCAUCAGAUAGGCGGCCUUGGCGCGAAGCAGUGUCACCCGAGACAGACUCUUCCUUCAACGUUGCCGUGUUGACGGCAGUGAUCGAGAGCGAGUGGUGUGAGGUUGCGCUGGAUGGGAGCUACUGCAGUAACAUUCGUCAGCCACACGGCGACGGCAAAAAAGAGACAGAACUGCAAGACAAAAUCAUGCCCUGCAAGUCCUUUGCGCUGCUUAUCAAAAAUUAUCCUGAACUGGCGUGUCGUGCAAUGGAUAAGCACAUCACCGUCAUGCCAAACUCCGACCAAGAAAUCCAUAAUUAUACACCGUUGGAGUUUAUUUACUAUUGCAUUGAAGAUGGAAAGAGGGUGUCUCCAUUUCAGCAAGUAGCACCGAGUGUCGACCUGCUAGCGAACAACCGCCCUUCCUCAAAAUCCAAUAACAGAAAAGUCUCUGUACGCUCAAACGCUGCAAAUUCUGCUUCAUCUGACAAAAGAGAUAAUUCUCGUGGUAGCCAAAUUACUGGAUUGAACACUGCUGUUUCGAGUGCUGCUCAGCCGAAUAAGGCUGAUGAAAACCUAAAAAAACGCCUAAACCUGCUAAAAGCGCCUAAACCUGCUACUUCAAAAACUUCUGGGACCAACACCGCAGUGCACAGCGUUACACAAGAGAGUGCGAACAUUACCAGCGGGUCGCCAUCAUGCAGCUCUAACAUGCAACAACCUACAUCGCACACCACUAUCAACAUUGAAUCUCAAGCCACGACUUCUGCUGCUGUGAACUCUGCCUCAACCAUAGGCAUGAGUGGCCAACCUAAUAAGUCUGGCCACUGGUGGCUAUUUGGCUGGCGAUUAGGCCAGCCUAAUAAGGCUGGGCCUAAACCUGCUACUUCAAGCACUUCUGGGACCAACACCGCAGUGUACAGCGUUACACAAGGGAGUGCAACCAUUACCAGCGGGUCGCCAUCAUGCAGCACUAACUUGCAACAAGCUCCAGCCACUGUCAACACUGAACCUCAAGCCACGACUUCUGCUGCUGUGAACUCUGCCCCAACCAUAGGUACCAGUAACCACACAGAAUCUUCAUCGGUGAAGAGCAACGCUCAAGAGUUCAAGGACAUAUCUUGGUACAAAGAUCAUCCUUUUCAAGAAGCUGUUGCUGCUAAACAUCGUCAAGUUCUGCAUCACAAAUACACCAAAUCUUGGCUGCUGUAUAAAUUCUCCUAUGCUCGGUGGAUCUUAAUUCCAUACCUCAUCCUGGACCUGGUCACUGCCGUCUCUGUGUUCUUCCUUCAGUUGCUCCUCUGGAACACACAUGAUAUCGAAGACGUUUUCAGCGGGGCUACGUGGGCCCAGGUGACUGAGGUCUACCCAAAUCUCUGGUCUGAGAACAGCGACGUGCAGACUGUCAUGGAAGACGUGCAAGCCAUUGCCGCAUCAGACCCUCACUGCUCUUCCUGGGGGUCUAAGAACGCAUCUUCCGAAGACAUCCUCAUGGAGGUCGGGACGUCGUCCUGGAACCGUUCGGUUUGUGCCGUUUUCCACAUGGAAAAAAAGUCCUCCGUAGUCGUAGGCAUGAAAGUAUGGAUGGUCAUCCUUUUUCUAGUUCAUCUCUUCAUAGAAUUA
This is a messenger RNA of Hyalella azteca, 3663 nucleotides long. RefSeq lists its product as uncharacterized. Gene Ontology annotation, molecular function: protein binding. Lineage: Eukaryota; Metazoa; Arthropoda; Malacostraca; Amphipoda; Hyalellidae. The record is from RefSeq and is a predicted model, not a curated record.